Messenger RNA from Strongylus vulgaris, 453 nucleotides. The record is from the annotation of a GenBank genome assembly. NCBI's taxonomy places the organism in Eukaryota, Metazoa, Nematoda, Chromadorea, Rhabditida, Strongylidae.
AUGUUCUCGGAUGCUCCUGGCAGACUCCCGUUCCCACCACCGAUCCCUGGUAUGCCGCCUGUUAUUCCGGGAAUGCCAGGCAUGCCACCCAUGCCACCUCCGAUUGCGAUGAGUAUGGGAUUUCCACAUGCCCUUCCUCCUCCACCUCCUACAGCAACUCCCAUGCCUCCACCUCCUCCACCGCCUGUGCCGCCAACUCCGGGCUUGACUCCGAGACCUCCUCCUCCGCCGAUGUCGGCUGGAGGAGCUCAGUGGAACAUGCCUCCUCCGCCGCCAACACAAACUCCAACAAUGCCUACACCACCACCUCCACCUCCUUCGCGUGGAACAUCAUCGUUCGUGCCGCCACCUCCUCCUUCCAGUAUUCCUCCUUCGGGACCACCAGUCCCACCGGGUCCGCCGGGUCCUCCUCCGCCAAGCGCCGCUCCUCCCGGAAUGAUGCCACCCCCACCG